Messenger RNA from Kogia breviceps (pygmy sperm whale), 1908 nucleotides. RefSeq names its product Fas cell surface death receptor (gene FAS). NCBI's taxonomy places the organism in Eukaryota, Metazoa, Chordata, Mammalia, Artiodactyla, Physeteridae. Gene Ontology annotation, cellular component: external side of plasma membrane; CD95 death-inducing signaling complex; membrane raft. Gene Ontology annotation, biological process: necroptotic signaling pathway; motor neuron apoptotic process; extrinsic apoptotic signaling pathway in absence of ligand. Gene Ontology annotation, molecular function: tumor necrosis factor receptor activity; protein binding. The record is from RefSeq and is a predicted model, not a curated record.
GCCCGGCGGGGCUGUCACUUCUCACGGGGUGUGUGACCCGCUCGGGUGCCAGUUGGAGAGGCUCCUUCACUUUGGCGAUUGCUCCACAGCCAUGUCCAAGAUCUGGGUUCUCUGGCCACUGAUAUUUACCUCCAUUGCUGGACCAUUGUCUAAAGGUGAUAAUGCUCAUGUGGCUGAUAGCAACUCUGAGAUGCUGAAAUUGAGUAAGAAUAUUACUAAAAGGGAGAGCUGCGAUGAAGGCCUGUAUCGUGAGCACGGAUUUUGUUGUCAGCCGUGUCCUCCUGGCAAACGGAAAAAUGACGGUUGCAAAAUUGAUGGAGGUGAGCCAGAAUGUGUGCUCUGUGCAGAGGGGGAGGAGUACACAGACAAGAACCAUCAUUCUUAUAACUGCAGAAGAUGUAGAGUUUGUGAUGGAGAACAUGGCCUAGAAGUGGAAAAAAACUGUACCCGGACCCAGAAUACCAAGUGCAGAUGUAAACCAAACUUUUUUUGUAACGUAUCUCUGUGCGAACACUGUAACCCUUGUACCACGUGUGAACAUGGAAUCAUUGAGAAAUGCACACCAACCAGCAAUACCAAAUGCAGAGAAGUGUUCCAAACUACAGGACUCAGAUCUAACUUACACAGUUUAUGGGCCCUCCUGAUCCUCAUUCCAAUAUCUGCACUAAUAUACAGGGAGGUGAAAAGACAGCGCAGGAAUAGAAAGAAUGGUCACCAGAAAUCUAUAGCCUCAAAUACUGAAAUGAUGCCAGUGAAUGUCACAGACAUUGACUUGGUAAAACAUAUCAUUAGUAUUGCUGAACAAAUGAAAAUAACUGAAGUUAAAGAAUUUGUUCGGAAGAAUGGUAUGGAGGAAACUAAAAUAGAUGAGAUCAAGCACGACAAUCCCCAAGAUACAGCUGAACAGAAGGUCCAACUGCUCCGUAAUUGGUAUCAAAGUCAUGGGAAGAAAGAUGCAUAUUGCACUUUGAUUAAAAGUCUCAGAAAAGCCAAACUUCAUGCUCUUGCAGAGAAAAUUCAAGAUAUAGUCCAGAAGGACAUUACUAGUGAACAUGAAAAUGCAAACUUGCAAAAUGAAAAUGAAAGCUUGGCUUAAAGUGAAAAACAACUAACUCAGUUCUGAGAAUAUACUAAAGAAAGAUUAACGUUCGAAUAAGUUCUGGGUAGCUGCAAGCUGUAAAUAUUGCUUGGCUUUUUUUUUUUUUUACUGGGUGUGUUUUCUUUUUUCAUUUAUUAGACUUGUAGAGCUAAUAUAUUUACAGGCUUUGAGCAUCUCAUGAUUCUGCCUUCAAGGAUGUUUAAAAUCUAGUUGGGAAGAUGGACACAGUUAAGAAUAAAUACAGGGGCAUGUAAAGUGUGCAAAAAAAAGAACGUAUGCAAAGGACAAAAGAUUUCAGAUCAUGUUCAAGUAUCUAACAUAUGAUUCUGUAAGUAUGAAUGUAAUUAACAUAUGUAAAUACAAAUGCCUAUCCACAGGCUGACCUCAUUCCAUAAAUCAGUAGAUGUGAUCUUUUGUUGUCAUGUCACAAUCAACUGCCCCUGAAUUACCUCCCCAGCUCCACUGAUAAUUCUAGAGAUUUUACCAUAUUUGUAAAUUUUGUUUACAGCUUUGAGGGGAGAAUACUCAGGGAAAGCUUGCACAUACCUCUGAAUGUAGAAUUUAAUAAGGUUCUACCUCAAAGGUCUUUGCACAGCUUAUUGGCAUUUCAUGGGGAAAUAUUUCAGUUUUGAAUUCACAUAGAAAACGCAGACUCAGUUAUAAUGCUUGGCUAUUUUAUAUUUGUUUGUCACUUUGGAUCAAAAUAAUCCACUUCUUUCUCAGGUGUCGAAACAUUUUGAUCAGGAAAGAAUUACUAAUCAUUGGCACCUCUCCAUUUUCUCCUUGAUGUGCGUCUUGGUGGCCUGUGC